Messenger RNA from Clavispora lusitaniae ATCC 42720, 1653 nucleotides. Its product is annotated as Zn(II)2Cys6 transcription factor. Gene Ontology annotation, molecular function: transcription cis-regulatory region binding; DNA-binding transcription factor activity, RNA polymerase II-specific; zinc ion binding. The record is from RefSeq and is a predicted model, not a curated record. Gene Ontology annotation, biological process: positive regulation of transcription by RNA polymerase II. NCBI's taxonomy places the organism in Eukaryota, Fungi, Ascomycota, Pichiomycetes, Serinales, Metschnikowiaceae. Gene Ontology annotation, cellular component: nucleus.
AUGCAGGCACACAUCUAUGAACAUCAACUACCAUGCCAGUUUCUAAGCACAAGCCCAAGGUCACCAGAUCUCGUUCGGGGUGUCUCCAGUGCAAGUCUAGAAAGUAUGUUUUCCUUUUUUCUUCCCCGUUUUUUUGCUUUCUCUGGAACUAUACUGACCCACGGUAGAAAGAAAUGUGAUCAGACCAAACCUAUAUGUGGCGGUUGCCUGGCACGAGAGUUGGAAUGUCGCUGGCCUGAAAACAAGGGUGGAUACUCUCGUAUUCGGUUUGUUUCGAACAUUGUUGCCGAACAAACGGAAACACCAAAAGAGAGCUUGGCUCUAACAAAGAUGCAAACUCUGCCUCAACUUCCCGACCAACACACAAACCUAUCUCCUCUACUCCGAGAGUAUUUCGAGCAAUUUAUUUCUGACCCAGACGAGUUUCAUCUCUCGCCGGAAUUUGCAGGCUUGGCCAGGUCUCCUACUCUUCCGUUGAGCUAUGCUCUCUCGGACGCUGAAAACAACCACUUUGAGUACUUUUGCACUUUGGUUGCCCCAAAGAUGGCCAUUGUGCCGAAAAAUAUAAACCCUUUUUUCCACACUUGCCUUCAGUUGGCAAUACGAGACCCAGCUGUGCUCCAGUGUUUAGUUGGGUGGGGAAGUAUCUUUCGAGACCGCCUAUCAAAAUCUUGGACUUUGGCUUCGGCUCCAUGCACACGGAAUUCCCCAUUUGUGCAAGAGCUGCUCGCCAUCCUAGCUACAAGGGAUGUUACAGAUCCGCAGAGCUUCAUAUCGUCUCUUUUUUGUUUCGCUAUUCUCAUGUGCAUAGAAAUAUCCAUAGGAGAUACAGAUGCGUGGUCAAGAUACCUUUCCCGAAGCUACGACCUUCUCAACCAGAUGGGUGGAUUCAAAGUGCUAGCUAACUAUUCAAUGGAAGGCAAGAUCUUGGCGCAGAACUUUGCAUACUUUGAUAUCUUGGCCUCACAGUCUAACGAGAAUGGAACUUUCUACCCCGUGGACCAAUAUUAUGAGCUUUUCCACAUGAGAGACACAGAAUCGCUUGAUCCAAUGCAGGGAUGCGUACGCCCAUUGGUUCUAAUUCUAGGAGAGGUUAUAAAUCUCAUCAAUACGUCGAAAUCUUUCAUUACGGCCGAUGUGACAGAGGCUAAUAUGCACGAGUUUAAUGAAGUGCUACAAAAGGCAGAAACAUUGGAAGAGAAAGUGAACAACGCUUCUGUUGACCCUUCAGAUUACCAGAUCCUUGCCAAACACGACAACAUCGAGAAUCAUUUCACCAUGUUUGCCUUGUACCAGAUGAUAAUUCGUCUAUACAUAAAGCAAUCGCUCAAACGACUUCCACCUAUCGUCCCAGAAAUCCAAGUACUUCUUCGACAGGCAUUGAAUUGUUUGGAAGAAUUGAUCGAAACACCGCUUUCCGUGUGUUUGAGUUUCCCCUUAUUAGUUGCUGGAAUCAGCUCUGUGGGCGAAUCUGACAGGGACUGGGUUUUGGAGAAAAUCGCCAUCAUCGUUGACAAGUACCAAUUCGAUAAUACGAAAAAGGUGGAAGUUGUUUUGCGGCAGGUGUGGAAAGAAAAUCGCAACGGUACCUGUUGUGUGGACUGGUUCCGCAUUACAAAGAGCUUUGGCUGGAGAUUCAAUGCGGGCAUUUAA